Pseudomyrmex gracilis is the source of this 1594-nucleotide messenger RNA. It is a transcript of the gene nudC, whose product is annotated as nuclear migration protein nudC. Gene Ontology annotation, cellular component: cytoplasm. Gene Ontology annotation, biological process: protein folding. The transcript is spliced from 7 exons. Lineage: Eukaryota; Metazoa; Arthropoda; Insecta; Hymenoptera; Formicidae. Bases 147 to 1169 code for a protein of 340 amino acids. The record is from RefSeq and is a predicted model, not a curated record.
UUCGAAUGAUUCGAGAUGUUUCCAUGUUUCGGUGGAAACGUGGUACAACAAUCAGCAAGAAAGAAGUUUUGACGAUUGAUUUGUUGCGACUGAUCGUAAAAAAGGACAAAUUGUUAUAUUUUUGUGCGACGUAAUUGUAAUAAACAAUGACGGAAGAGGAACAAUAUGAUGGAAUGUUGUUGGCUUUAGCGCAACAACAUGAAGGCGGUGUACAAGACUUAUUAGAUACUAUCUUCAGUUUUCUAUCGAGAAAAACAGACUUUUAUACUGGCGGUGGCGAAGGAGCAGCUGAAAAACUUGUGAUGAGCAAGUUUAAAAAACAUCAAGCUAAUGCUUUAGCUAAAGCUGCUUCUGAGAAAGCAGAAAGAGCAGAGCAGGAGAGACGACGCAAGGAAAGACUUGAAAAGAAAAGAAAGGAGGAAGAAGAAAAAGCGGCAGAAGAUCAAGAAAUAGAUAAUGAUUCUAGAAUAGUUGAGUUAACAGAUGAACAGGCUGUUAAAUUACAAAAAGAAAUAGAUAACAAGAAAAUGGCACAAGAAAGUGCUGUUCCAGGACCUAGUGGGAAUCAUAAGAGCGAAGCGAAAGAUAAAUCUAGUGUUGAAGAAGAAGAUGCUCAAGAUGAAGAGGACGAAAAAGAAAAAAAUAAAUUGAAACCCAACAGCGGCAAUGGGGCUGAUAUGCCAAAUUAUAGAUGGACCCAAACUCUGGGAGAAGUAGAGAUUCGAGUUCCAUUAAAGAUCAACUUUUCGGCCAGACCGAGAGACUUGGCAGUGACGAUCACGAAGAAGCAUCUGAGCUGCGGACUGAAGGGCCAUCCGCCUAUUCUCACCGGGGAUUUCCCGCACGAGGUCAAACUUGAGGAGUCCACUUGGGUAAUUGAAGACGGAAAAGUACUAUUGAUUAAUCUCGAAAAGAUUAACAAAAUGCAGUGGUGGGCACACGUUGUAACGAGCGAACCAGAAAUCAGCACAAAAAAAGUAAAUCCCGAACCUAGCAAGCUUUCCGAUCUCGAUGGAGAAACGAGAGGUUUGGUGGAGAAAAUGAUGUACGAUCAGAGACAGAAGGAGCUGGGACUUCCGACGUCGGAUGAACAAAAGAAACAGGACGUUAUUAAAAAAUUUAUGGAACAACAUCCCGAAAUGGAUUUCUCGAAAUGUAAAUUUAAUUAAGUUUAGAAGAUAAGUUUUCUCACGUAAAAAUACAUGCUUAAUGAUAUUAUAGUACUUUAUAUCGAUACCGUUAUUAAGAUCGGAUCUCCUCGCUGGUCGUUAUUAGGAUGUAGCUUGCGAUCUUCUGUACCGAAGAAGCUGCGUGUGUUCGCAAGAUCGAUACGCGCUUCGAAGUCUGCAGAAGAUGGCAGCACAAUGUUAGAUUAUAGCGUCGAAUUACAGAACUCUUCCAAUAACGGAACUUCUGCCCAUUCGAAAUGUUGCUUCAAGAUUGCCUUAUAAUCUCAUCGGUUUUCUUAUACAGUUUACUUACCCGCAUAUUUCGAAGAUGUAAACUGUCAUGAAUCACGCAGUACACACUCAAGUUUUAUUUCUACGUUUUGUAUCUUGUUUCUUAUUGUCAUUGAUCGAAUGCAAUACGACGA